Molecule: messenger RNA, 1379 nt
Organism: Salvelinus fontinalis (brook trout)
Lineage: Eukaryota; Metazoa; Chordata; Actinopteri; Salmoniformes; Salmonidae
Exons: 13
Coding region: 330-1379 (349 amino acids)
Biological process (GO): mitochondrial fusion
Source: RefSeq, a predicted model, not a curated record
CACCACCUGCUAAACCACCACCUGCUAAACCACCACCUGCUAAACCACCACCUGCUAAACCACCACCUGCUAAACCACCACCUGCUAAACCACUACCUGCUAAACUACAAUCUGCUAAACCACCACCUGCUAAAUUACAAUCUGCUAAACCACCUACUGCCACUGACUACUCUGGAACCUUAUCUGCUGUGGAGGCCACUGGCAAAUGGCAGUUGAUUCCGAUUAGGUUCAGCCCCCUGUACUGUGGGCCUGUUGUGAUCAGGAACAAUGCCGGUCCGGUGGUUAAAGCUUGGAGAACUUUCCAGUUCAUCAGCCCCAUCAUCACCUACAUGCGUGGGGGAUCCCAGCAGGUGGUGGUGAGGAUGCACCACGUGAGUAGGGUGAGAGGCCUGGAGACUCAACUGGUUUGGGCCAUCUCCAAGGAGACAGCCAGGCUUAGUCCAGAGGGCAUCCCCUACUGUGCCACCAAAGUGCAGUCCAUCACUUGGAUCCAGCGUGUGGCUGGCAGGGUGACCCACUAUGCGUCUCACCUCCGCCACGAGACGUCUGUGGACGUGACGCUUGGCUGCUACCAGCAGACUGAUGUCUCAGUGGUGUACGCCACUCUCCACAUGGGGCUGGACGGGCUUCUCUCCUCUUCAGCGUGGUCGGAGGCUGCCUCCUUCUCUACGCCCACCACUCAGCAGUUCACUGACCCAGAGCCUGAGGGCCACAACUGCUAUGAGGGCUGGGAGGAGGACCUGCUGCCUGAGGAGAGGGAGGUUCCUCUGCUAAACCUCUACCUUAUCACCAAGAGAGUGGAGGACAUCGCCCUGAGGCUCAUCUCCCUGCGCCAGGCCUUCACUACCCUGCUUGGUUCCACCCUGAGCAGGAACCGUCUGUUUGUGGCGGGAAAGGUCCUCCUGGGCGCACUGGUUCAGGCCAACCACAUGGACGAGGCCAAGUUCAUCCGUACCUAUAAGGACUUUGUGGACUACCUGAGUGACCCCUCCAAGCGGAAUGACAUUGAGAGGGAGCUGGCUGAGGCAAAGAUCCAUCAUGUGAACAUGAUAGAUGUCCUCUUUGAGCUGGUGCGGUUUGGGUUAAUGACAGCUCAGAAGUCCCUGAUGGUGCACCCUGGUGGGUUCGUGGAGCGUCUGUACGCUCUCCUGUACUCCUUCCUGCCCACUGCUGCCAACAUGGAGCCAGAGGCUGACAGAUACCUGCUGCUGCUCAAUGAUUCUUGUGACACUUUGCCACCCAACAGGGAUCUAGACACCAAUGCACUACAUUACUUUGCACUGAAUUUGACAUUUUUAAAUAAAACAAGUUGUAGUUCAAAAACAUUUUGGUUUCCGUCUUUUCAUUUAUUUGAUUUUAUGACCUAUUCCUCUUCCUAG